Coprinopsis cinerea okayama7#130 is the source of this 915-nucleotide messenger RNA. RefSeq lists its product as hypothetical. Lineage: Eukaryota; Fungi; Basidiomycota; Agaricomycetes; Agaricales; Psathyrellaceae. The record is from RefSeq and is a predicted model, not a curated record. The transcript has a single exon. The coding region runs from base 1 to 915 and encodes 304 amino acids.
AUGUCCCCUGUCCAUCACAAGUUCCAUCGGACGACGCUUCAAACCAUGGCAAGGGAGUUAGUAGACAUGGUGGUGGAGAACGUUUGGGAUGCGAACGAUGUGUCCCAUACAGCGGCAUUGGCAUCGACUUGCCAUUAUCUCGCCGCAGUGUGCCAACCUCUGCUGUUCACCGACAUCGUUAUACGACAGAGAGAAGGAGGUGGUCAUCUACGUACAGAUGUGCAGCAUAAGAUCCGCUUCCUUAUGGAUCUUUUUCGGGCGGAUUCCCAUUUGUGCGGGUCGAUGAAGACAUUAGCGCUGUGGUCGGACCUCAACGACAGCAAAUGGAUGACGACACCAUCAGCUGUGGCUUUGCUGGGAACGAUGGCGCAGAAAGCCACAUUGGUUGCGAUAACAGUUGGCGGCAAAGGGCCAGAAAAAUUGGAUGGUUCGCAGUUGCAUCGGACGACCUUGCGACAACUUCCCUCGACUUUGGAGAAAUUCACCCUGGUGAAUGUAGCGAAGGCAUCUACAAACAUCUUCACCCGAAUCCGUAUGGCGCGAAACGUCAGCAUUCUGGGAGUUUCCUUCCCGGGGAGUCCUCCUACGCUGCCUGGGCGUACCACUCAAUCGAUGGCAACACGAAACCGUGUAUACCCUGUAUGCUUCAACUUCGAUCUUCGACCAGAGCUGAAGGAAGAAGGGAUGGCCACGGCAUGUCGCGUCGUUCGGAAAUGGGUGUCGUUUGACCGAGUGGAAAAAGUCUCCAUCCACACCGGGGACGAGGAAGAAUGGAUGAUGUUAAACUCCAUUCUUAAGGAAGGUGGCGGAACGCUUCGUUGCUUGGAGGUAGACGUGACGGGACUUGGCCGCGCAGGAGAUUCUUCGUAUAAACCGUCCCGCCUACAAGAAACUGAACCUAGUGUCAGUCCAUAA